Molecule: messenger RNA, 3021 nt
Organism: Callithrix jacchus (white-tufted-ear marmoset)
Lineage: Eukaryota; Metazoa; Chordata; Mammalia; Primates; Cebidae
Gene: FAXDC2
Product: fatty acid hydroxylase domain containing 2
Biological process (GO): lipid biosynthetic process
Molecular function (GO): oxidoreductase activity; iron ion binding
Source: RefSeq, a predicted model, not a curated record
CUGUAAUGUGAUCACCACGGCCUGCCUCCUACUUGAGCAAAAACAAGGUUAGCUGGCAGCACAGCAGCAGCCACCAAAGCAGCGGCUGAAAGGGAGGAGAACUUAGAUUUGACCUGUGACCAGGACCUCAGAGGAGCCUGGACACAGCCCACUGCAGAGAUGAAGGGAGAAGCUGGACAUAUACUACACAAUGAAAAGUCAAAGCAGGAGGGACACAUCUGGGGCUCUAUGAGGAGGACAGCUUUCAUCCUGGGCUCUGGACUUCUCUUGUUUGUGGCCUUCUGGAACUCAAUGACAUGGCAUCUUCAGAGAUUUUGGGGUGCUUCUGGCUACUUUUGGCAAGCCCAGUGGGAGAGGCUGCUGACUACAUUUGAAGGGAAGGAGUGGAUCCUCUUCUUUAUAGAUAUUGCCAAAUUGCCCUCCAGAAUGUUCUUACCAAUUCUACUCCCCUACUGUGCUGGUGCCAUCCAACUGCCUACUCUGUUCUUCUGGAGCUUCAAUGGGCUUCUACUGGUGGCUGAUACAACAGGAAAACCUAACUUCAUCUCUCGCUACCGAAUUCAGGUCGGCAAGAAUGAACCUGUGGACCCUGUGAAACUGCGCCAGUCUAUCCGCACAGUUCUUUUCAACCAGUGCAUGAUCUCUUUCCCCAUGGUGGUCUUCCUCUAUCCCUUCCUCAAAUGGUGGGGAGACCCCUGCCGCCGUGAGCUACCCACCUUCCACUGGUUCCUUCUGGAGCUGGCCAUCUUCACGCUGAUCGAGGAAGUAUUGUUCUACUAUUCACACCGGCUCCUUCACCACCCAACAUUCUACAAGAAAAUCCACAAGAAACACCACGAGUGGACAGCUCCCAUUGGUGUGAUCUCGCUCUAUGCCCACCCUAUCGAGCAUGUGGUCUCCAACAUGCUACCAGCAAUAGUGGGCCCGUUAGUAAUGGGCUCCCACUUGUCCUCCAUCACCACGUGGUUUUCCUUGGCCCUCAUCAUCACCACCAUCUCCCACUGUGGCUACCACCUACCUUUCCUACCUUCACCUGAAUUCCACGACUACCACCAUCGCAAGUUCAACCAGUGUUAUGGAGUGCUGGGUGUGCUGGACCACCUCCAUGGGACUGACACCAUGUUCAAGCAGACCAAGGCCUACGAGAGACAUGUCCUCCUGCUGGGCUUCACCCCACUCUCUGAGAGCAUCCCAGAGUCCCCAAAGAAGAUGGAGUAAGAGAGGGCCCAAGUAUCAUCCUGACUGUCCCUCAGCCAUGGAUGCAGAUGCGGUUUCCUGAUUGCACCUAACAAUUUGCCUCUUUCAGCCACACUUCCUAACAAUGGCACCACGAGGCUAGAGGGAAGGUCAGCUUCCCAGAAGAAAAGCAGGGCCAAGGCUGAGGCUUCUUCCAAACUACUGCCCUUUAUGUCCCUCAGUGGGAUCAGGAGUUAGCUUAAGAAAAAGGAAAACUCAGCUUCCCAGACUGUAGGCUGGUCAGAGGGAGGAGUCCCCCGGUCCUCUGUUGUUGAAGAGAGGGGUUCAGCCCAAGAUAACUCCUUUGUACCCUGGACAGGAUACAGAGAAUAACAAAGCUGAAAAGGAGGGGGACUGGAGGCUGCCUGGCUCCAGGGAGAGCUCCUUUUGGCACCAGGGGGUGGGAGGGCCGGGUAUCCCUUUGCCUCUUCCUGUCUCAAAGGCUUUCACAUACGCUUCUCAGGCCAGAGCCAAGACAUCCUGGCAAAUGGUUAUAGGUCUCAAUUCAUGACACAACAGAUGCCAGUCUCCCACAUCACCCAACAUACACACAAACAUACACACCCCAAACACUGGUAAAGUCCCCAUUUUUAACUUAGCCCACCACAAACAAAAGGUUUUCUUUUAUGGAAAAAAAAAAAAAAAUCCAGGACCUUCUCCCUGGAUUAAAACUGAUAUCAAAGAGGUGCAGACCAAACCUUAACACCUUUAGCCUUAUGUGGAAACCAAAACACAAAGAGCUGAGAAACUGCAAAAAGCCCAUUUACCCACAAGGGGAAGGGUCAGAGUUGCUACCCUUUGGGGACACCCAACUGAAGACCCCUAAUUAGCCUAUCUGAAUGAGGACCAGAGGUUAGAACCCUCUUUCUCCCUGAAGAAAGCAUGGAAAAACAUGACCAAGCAAAGGGCAAAAUCCUCCUCCCCCAAAUGUUUGAUCAGUUUCUCAGCAACAUUUAUUCAAGAUGAUUUUUACCAGGAACCUUAUCAAAAGCAAAACCACAGUUGCUUGGGUCGAACUCCCCAUCCUGACCUCCCCUCAGCAGCCAGACAAGGCCAGAAACCCUGUGGUUCCCAAGAACAAUUUAAAAAUGACUCUGAUUUGAAAGAACAUCAUUAUCAUCUUACUAAAUUCUUAUAUAUAUUUGCACCUUUCCUUUCAGUUCUCUUAAGAAAAGCAUCCACUGUGGCUUUAUAAAAUACCUUAGAUCAGGUAAGUCCAAGUCUCCAGGCAGGACUAUAAAAAUGGACUCCUUCCUAUCAGCUCUAAAACCCCAGAGACUUGCCCAAUAGGCCAGCUGAGCACUUACCAGGCAGCAUCUCCCUGGCAUUCCACAGCCUCGCCUGCCUGCCUCUGGCCUUGGUGGACCUGGCUCCCUCCCUAGGAGGCUUGUGCCCUCAGCUUGGAUACAGCUCCAGGUGCAUCAAAGCUGUAAGUUCUCAGCUGCUGGCCUGCACUCAUCACCUCUUCCUACAAAUAAAAAGUCCAUCUUCAGUAUGCUUAAAGAGAAGGGUAGGAGAUAAGGAGAAAGAACAGAUAUGCUUUUAUUUCUCUUUAAGGCCUUUAGAUUUUGAGUCACUGUAAGGGGCCCAGAAGGACAAAAGGCUGUCAUUCCCUCUUACUUUUGGCAGGCAGGUGGUCAGUCAUGGCAGAAGGGCCCAGCCCUAUCCUUUUCUGUAUCAAACAAAAUGGCCUUGAGGUUGGUAUACAAGUUGAGGCUGAAAAGAGGACUUGAAUUUCCAGUAGAGAAUGUGAAAGAUCAUGUAAAAUAAACUGGUUUCCAUGAA